AUGGCCCUAGUGAAUGAGUUUGCUGUACAUGUGGAUAGGGAAUCACCGAAUUCCCGAAUUCUCGAACCUUUUAUCGUUCAUAUCCUUUCACAACAUAUAUCCAACGAACGACAUGUCGUGCUAACAGGCCCGAUUCAGAGACAUUCAUACAGUUCAACCACCGCAUCGGUGGCUUUACGAAACGAGGCGAUCAAAAAAUUGACAUCGAAUGCACCAACGAAGGUCACUGGCGCUUUGAAAGAAAUGGUCACAGUAUCGUCGUAG
This is a messenger RNA of Haemonchus placei, 264 nucleotides long. Lineage: Eukaryota; Metazoa; Nematoda; Chromadorea; Rhabditida; Trichostrongylidae. The record is from the annotation of a GenBank genome assembly.